AGAAGGGAACGUAUUUGAAGAAAUUGAAAUUGAUGAAGGUGAAGAAAUUUUGUUGGGAAAUGAAAGGACUGUUUUUGAAGAAAAUGAAGUGGUUGUAUUGGAGGAUAGUGAAGAAGAAAACGAG
Messenger RNA from Dentiscutata erythropus, 124 nucleotides. Lineage: Eukaryota; Fungi; Glomeromycota; Glomeromycetes; Diversisporales; Gigasporaceae. The record is from the annotation of a GenBank genome assembly.